This is a messenger RNA of Aedes albopictus (Asian tiger mosquito), 3227 nucleotides long. RefSeq names its product G-protein coupled receptor Mth2. The transcript is spliced from 8 exons. Gene Ontology annotation, cellular component: membrane. The record is from RefSeq and is a predicted model, not a curated record. The coding region runs from base 1040 to 2671 and encodes 543 amino acids. Gene Ontology annotation, biological process: G protein-coupled receptor signaling pathway; cell surface receptor signaling pathway. NCBI's taxonomy places the organism in Eukaryota, Metazoa, Arthropoda, Insecta, Diptera, Culicidae. Gene Ontology annotation, molecular function: G protein-coupled receptor activity.
GAUUGUCGUUCAGUUGUCUUUGGUUGCUUGACGCGAUAGCUCGCUUCAGAUAGAUAUCUCUGCUGUAGGAUUCGCAACUUCGGUGCGACUCGUUUUUCGGAAUCCUCAAUGAACUGAUAGAUGAAGAUCGUUCUAAGUUGUGUGAAGAACUAUUCGGCUUGCUGGUAUCUCACUGCUGCAGUGAUGCAAAUGUAGGGAACAUAUAAAUCCAGUGUUUGUUUGGUUUGUCAGGCAAAAGGUGUGAUUCAAAAGGAACCAACCCUCUUCUUUCGAGAUGUUAUGAAUGAAAAUAACGCAGUUGAGUCUCUUGCGGCGCAUUGAACGAGGAAAAUAAAAAAGUGCUUUUUAUGUUUGAAAACCAUAUUUGCUUUGCCGGUGAUGACAGCGUAAAACUUGAACAUCAUUCCCCCUCGAGAGUGCACCGAUGUGAGCCAAUAAGUGUUCGAAAAUGCAAUAGCUUGAAGUGCUAAGUGAGUCACACGUGUAACCAGUUUCAAAGUUCGUUAAGUACUUUAAUAGUACCGGUAGUGGAAAAUCAGGGUUUGUCACCAAGAGUGAAACCAGUUGAUAGGCCACUUCAAACAGGAACCGUACGAAUCUCGUCCAAUCUCAGACCUUUGGGUUGACUUUUCAUCAUCGGUAAAUUUCCGGUCUCCUGUUUGCCAACUUUCAGCAAGCCGUUCCGUGCGAAAAGAUUGUUUGCGUUGUUUCCCGCCCAGAAGAAUUUCCAGAACAAAACAAAGCAGCGCUGGCAACGCAACUCGAAACCGUCGGCGGUGACUAGGACCCAUCGCGCGGUCGAAUAUUGCUGCGAAAAAGUGGAAUUCGUUAGACGCCCUCCAGACGCAACUGCGAGUUGACGGCGUGGCGAGGCGUGUUGGACGUCUUUGAAGAAAAUCCGGUGACAACUGCACGCGUAGGAAGAGACGUCUUUUUAUGUCUUUUAACAUGUGCGGCUAAGGAAGGGUAUCUUAACACGUCGUGGGGAGAAAAGUGUGUCAGAAGUGUUGCACAAGAUCAGAGGAAGAAACGAAUCACAAUGAAGAUCAAUGCAAAGUAUGUGUGCGCCUUGUUGGCAGUGUUCAGUGUGAAGCACAUUAGCUGUGAUAGUUUACCGUGUGAUUUCAUCGAUUCGAUCAACAUCACCGAUGGGAUCCGCGACGUGCUGGGGAAUAUCGUCCACAAUAACAUCCUCUAUAAGCCUAAGUACUACAGGACAAUCGAUUAUGACUAUGAGGACUUUUCCACUAAGAAGUUCGUCAACGAAUACAUUCGGGGAUGUCCUUGCGCAGUGCGUUUGUGCGUAAGAAUGUGCUGCCCGGAAGGAACGGUUAUGUACGACUAUCAGUGCCUGUCAACCACGAACAAAUUGGAGGUGCUUGUUAACACCACAUUGUUCAAUGUGCAGCGAAGUUUUGAAGUGGUUGAUCUGACGGAGAACAACAUGUACGGGUUUCUGUACGGUAAACCGUGUGAAUCCGUGUAUGAGCUGAAUCGUGCCGAUGAUAUUUGGUCGUUUGCAAGGAAUGGCAGCAUCAUUCACGACUCGAGACUACUUACCCGAAACCAGUUUUGCCUUAUGCAAAACAAUGUCUCGCAGCCGGUCACACCAUUCGUGUGCUUCGAACCGCAGGAGGAGUUCAAAUAUGCGCUCUACCCAAUUGGAAUGCUUCUGUCGGUGCCGUUCCUGCUGGUCACCUUCUUCGUCUAUGCCUGCAUCCCGGAGCUGCGGAAUAUGCACGGAAAAUCACUGAUGUGCUACGUGCUGGGAUUGGCCGCCGGCUACACGGUGCUGUCGUUGGUUCAAAUGGGUCUGUUCGAAGGAAGCAGCCUGCACUGCAAGGUGUCCGGCUAUUUAGUGUAUUUUUGGUUCAUGGUUAGCUUCUUUUGGCUCAACGUCAUGUCGUUUGAUAUCUAUUGGACAUUUAGGGGAGUCCGAGGAGCCAAAAGCACCGAGCGAAAAAAGUUCGCUUUAUAUUCCCUUUACGCAUGGGGCUGUCCGUUGUUGCUGAUUACGAUAUCGCUGAUCUUCGACCAUACGGAGCUAAUCCCACCGAACUACAGGCCCCAAAUCGGUGUCACCAGGUGCUUCAUCAUCGAGAACAAAUAUGUGGAAUUUUUCUACAUGUAUCUGCCGCUGUUGCUGUUGGUGUUUGCCAAUAUGUUCUUCUUCGUGAUAACCGCGGUGCGAAUCAUUAAAAUUCAGCGGGAAACCUCAAUGGUGCGACGGGGAGAUUCCAAGCGUCAUUCCAAGCUGGACAACGAUCGUGAUAGGUUCGGCCUGUACCUGCGGUUGUUCAUCGUGAUGGGCGUGACCUGGUCGCUGGAGGUGAUCUCGUGGGCUGUGAAUAACGUCGCCUGGAUCUUCUACAUCUCGGACGUGUGCAACUGCAUCCAGGGCUUCCUGAUAUUCAUGCUGUUCGUGUGGAAGCAGAAAAUCAAGCGACUGAUCUACAAAAAAUUCGGAAUUCCUUUGGGCGAGGCGGAAGCGUCGCUGUCAAGCGCGAGCACCCGUACGACGACCACGACGGUAACGUCGUCCUUCAACGGUUCCAGAAUGGACAAACCUCUGGUGACGCGAGUAAGUUCGGAUCAUCAGGUGACGGCACCACCGACACCAAUGGUAGUGGACCCACUAGAAAAGAAGCUGAAGCUAAAUCAGUUCGGCUAGACUUGGAGGCCAGGCCGCAGGAGGAGCCUCUGCUACUGAGACCGGUCAGUGUCGAUCGUACCACCGAGGAGAGCAUACUGGGAAAUUGAAGAGGAAACACGGUGAAUGGCUGGAACAUUUGUUGACGACGUUGGAAGAAAACCAAAGAUAAGACGAUGUUUUAAGGUUCAUAAGUACAAAGCAUUUAGCGCAGCUAGAUUUUAAACUAAAUGAUAAAUGUGAAGACAUGUGUUCUUUUAAGCUUGAUCAAUUUCUCGAUUAAUCAUGAAGAAUCGUUAAAAAUGGUAAUUCUUGUGCUAAGGAAGUUUAGAUAGGUAGGUUGUACAUAUUUUUCAACGAAUUGUAAGAACCUUAACGGUGCAUUAUUGUUAAACACUUUUUGAACGGUAUUAGGCUGAAAGCUUUCUAGAUGGUGCCCCAUAUUGUGCACAUGUUGUUUCAAAAUUAAAUUACUUUAACACUAGUUAUCAAAGUAUUUACUAUACCUUCUAUAUGCCAGUCAUAAAUAUUAUUCAGGCUUAAAUAAAUGUGCACUUCAUAGUUUGAAAAAAUAAAA